Strongylus vulgaris is the source of this 356-nucleotide messenger RNA. Lineage: Eukaryota; Metazoa; Nematoda; Chromadorea; Rhabditida; Strongylidae. The record is from the annotation of a GenBank genome assembly.
AUGCAGCCGCAAGAUUUGGUUUCGCUAGCAAUGAAUCACAGCACACCAUCAGGUACACGUCGAAUGCAUUCAUUACAGCGAUCCGCUGGCAGAUACUUCUACCAGUGGGCUGUACAGAUAGGAGAGCAGCUUUCACGUUUUAUUGAGCAGACCGAGGUCAAAGACAAACAGCUUUUAAAGAUGGAAGACACUAUGGAGGACUUUUUUGACGACUUGAAUGAUCGCGAACGAAGAAUCAGCUUAUCAACAGCUGAGGAGGAUUCGCCUAGAGGCUCCAAAGAUACCAUUGAAGAAGUUGUAAUCGACAAGAAAGGUAUAUUGGCUUCUAAAGUGUCUACAAGCAUUAAACUUUGAGC